CCAAAGCAUGCAUUAAUUGUGUUAGGGGAGCAAGUUUGAAUAUCUCUCAUUUUGCUGCCAUAAGCUGUUGACUUCAAGAGCGAAGUGUCAAAUCUUUUAAGAACAAGAAUGUGAUGUACUCUGGUUCAUAUUAUGUGGAUCAUAUACAUCCUUUAUAUUCAUCUCAGUAAUGGGUUUCUUCAUCUGUUUAAAUUUGUUCUUUGUUUUGUUGAUGCUGUUUUAUUAUAUGUUAGAUGUAGGUAUUGCCAUAGACAUCAUUACACCGUCUCAAUUCAUCAAGGACCCAGAAACUCUAAGCUCCAAAGAUGGAAACUUCACCUUGGGGUUCUUCACCCCUCAAAAUUCUACAAAUCGUUACGUUGGAGUUUGGUGGAAGUCUCAAUCCACAGUUAUAUGGGUUGCUAACAGAAACCAACCACUAAAUGAUUCUUCAGGGAUUGUUAAAAUUUCUGAAGAUGGCAAUCUUGUGGUAUUGAAUGGACAAAAACGAGUCAUUUGGUCAUCAAAUGCGUCCAACAUAACAACAUCCAACACUAGUUCCCAGUUUUCAGACCCUGGAAAACUUGUACUCAUGGAAAGCACUAGAGGAACCAUCUUAUGGGAUAGUUUUCAGCAACCUUCUGAUACAUUACUCCCGGGUAUGAAAAUUUCAAGUAACAAAAGAACAGGUGAGAAAGUAGAACUUACAUCAUGGAAAAGCCCUUCUAAUCCCUCCGCUGGUAGCUUCUCUUGCAGUGUUGUUCAACGCAUAAACACACUUGAAGUGUUCAUUUGGAAUGAAACUAGACCAUACUGGCGCAGUGGUCCAUGGAAUGGUGGAGUGUUUACAGGGAUACGGUGGAUGAUGACAAGUGCAUAUCUUACUGGUUUCCGCAGUGAAGAUGAUGGGGAAGGAAAUGUUGAUGUCUAUUACACAAUACAAAAUGAGUUACAAUUUUUUAUCUAUAACCUGAAUUCACAAGGCGAGUCUCAACUGAAAUGGUGGAAUGAUGGGGUGAAAGAAAUGCAAGUUAAAUGGACUAGUCACGAAUCGGAUUGUGAUGUUUAUGGUAUAUGCGGGGCAUAUGCAAUCUGUAAUUCACUGAAGUCACCAAUAUGCAGCUGUUUGAGAGGGUUUGAGCCAAGGAACCAAGAGGAGUGGAAUAGACAAAACUGGACUAAUGGGUGUGCUAGGAGGGCUCCUUUGCAGUGUGAAAGGGACAACAAUCAAAGCACAAGUGCAGAAAGAAAGGAAGAUGGGUUUCUGAAACUGCAGAUGAUUAAAGUUCCUGAUUUUGCAGAAGGGUCUGCUGUUACACCAGACAGAUGCAGAAGCCAGUGCUUGAAGAAUUGCUCUUGCGUUGCAUAUUCUCACGAGGAUGGAAUUGGCUGUAUGUCUUGGACAGAGAAUCUAAUUGACAUACAACAGUUCCCAAGUGCAGGACUUGAUCUAUAUGUUCGUUUAGCCUACACAGAACUUGCAGAUAAAGGAUCAAACAAAUCAAUCAUCAUUACCAUCACAACGAUAAUAGGAACCAUCAUAAUUGUUGUUUGUGUAUAUUUAAUAUGGAGAAGGACUACAAAUCACCCAGCCAAACUGUGGCAAUCUAUUAAAUCAACAAGGAGAAAGAUAAACAAAGCUAUGCUAUUUAACAAUGGUGAAACAUCACAUGAACUUAUGAGUGACAAUGUUAUUGGAGAACUGUCACAAGUUGAGCUCCAGGAACUGUUACUAUUUAGUUUGGAAAAGCUUGUAACUGCCACAAACAACUUCCACUUGUCCAAUAAACUUGGGCAGGGUGGUUUUGGUCCAGUAUACAAGGGAAAACUGCAAGAUGGACAGGAAAUUGCAGUUAAAAGACUCUCUAGAGCAUCAGGACAAGGGAUACAGGAAUUCAUGAAUGAAGUAGUGGUGAUUUCCAAGCUUCAACACCGCAAUCUUGUAAGACUUCUUGGCUGCUGCAUUGAAGGUGAUGAAAAGAUGCUGAUAUAUGAAUACAUGCCAAACAAGAGUUUGGAUGCGUUUGUCUUUGGUCCAUCAAAAAACCAACUCCUAGAUUGGAUGAAGCGCUUUAGCAUAAUAGAAGGAAUAGCUCGGGGACUACUUUAUCUUCACAGAGAUUCCAGACUAAGAAUCAUACACAGGAAUUUGAAAGCAAGUAACAUCUUGUUAGAUGAAGAUAUGAAUCCAAAAAUAUCAGACUUUGGUAUGGCUAGAAUCUUUAGAGGGACUACUGAAGAUCAAGCCAACACAAGCAGAGUUGUUGGAACUUAUGGUUAUAUGUCUCCUGAGUAUGCAAUGCAAGGAUUAUUUUCAGAGAAAUCAGAUGUGUUUAGCUUUGGUGUUUUGGUACUAGAGAUUGUUAGUGGAAGAAGAAACUCGAGCUUUUAUGAUGAUGAGCAUGCUCUUAGCCUUUUAGGAUUUGCUUGGAUACAAUGGAAAGAAGGCAAUAUAUUAUCCAUAAUAGAUACAGGAAUAUAUGAUCCAAGUCACCAUAAAAAUAUUUUAAGGAGCAUACACAUUGGACUUCUGUGUGUACAAGAACAUGCUACAGAUCGGCCCACUAUGGCUGCAGUAAUUUCCAUGCUCAACAGUGAGGUUGCGGUUCUUCCUCCUCCAAGUCAACCUGCAUUCAUCAAUAUGUUGAGUUCAAGGUCAUUUGAAGAAAGUCCUAGAUUCUGCUCCAUCAAUACCGUCAGUAUUACAGAUAUAUAUGGUAGAUAGCAAACUAAGAGCUCUAAAGAAGGUUUUUGAAGGCAAUGGAUAUAAGGUUAAUAUACUAGAAACUUUGUUGAAACUUGUAAAUACAUGCACUUCGUUGACAAAUGUUAGGGCAUGCAGUGGAAGCAUAAAGCAUAAAAGCCAUAAAACAGAGAAGAGGAAAGUUCAGGAAACAAAGUAAUUUUUUAUUUACUAUAUAAUUAUAUUAUUUUGCAUGUUUUUUAUUCUUAUAUAAGACAAAUACAAGAAAAAUGACAGUUAUAUAUACAUAAUAUCUAUAAAUACUGUCGGUAAAACACAUGUCUCUACUCUCUACCAUUAUGAAGUGUGUAGAUUUGCUUAAACUUAGAUAUCUAGUAAGAUAUUAUCCACUGAAAUAAGUAAACAUA
Messenger RNA from Cajanus cajan (pigeon pea), 3090 nucleotides. Its product is annotated as G-type lectin S-receptor-like serine/threonine-protein kinase At1g11300. Gene Ontology annotation, molecular function: protein serine/threonine kinase activity; ATP binding. NCBI's taxonomy places the organism in Eukaryota, Viridiplantae, Streptophyta, Magnoliopsida, Fabales, Fabaceae. Gene Ontology annotation, biological process: recognition of pollen; protein phosphorylation. Gene Ontology annotation, cellular component: plasma membrane. The record is from RefSeq and is a predicted model, not a curated record.